AAUUGAACAGCGGAUAACUUCUUUAAAGUAAAAUAUGAAGGUGAAACGCGUCAAAGGGGCGAAGAAAAUUAUCAAUUUUUACAAGAAUUCCUUUGGGAUCUUCGAACCUUAUCAAGUCCUUAUCGAUUUGACAUUUUGUCAAGCUGCUAUCCUUGGUAAAGUACUUCUCAAGGAACAAAUACCAAAAUACUUUGAUGCUAAAGUUCAGUUGGUUACAACAAACUGUAUCAUAGAGGAGGGUAAAGCUCUUGGUCCCUCACUCAAUGGUGCUGUGUCAAUCGCCAAGAAAUUUCAAGUCAGGCUAUGUGGACAUAAGAAAAGUCCGGUUCCCGCAGCAGAAUGCAUUAAGAGCAUUAUAGGGCCUUCAAACACCAACAGAUAUUUCGUAGCAACACAGGACAGAGAGCUUCAAACACAUUUGGAAUCUAUUCCAGGUGUACCAUUAAUGUAUUUAAAUCACAACUGCAUGGUAUUAGAAAAACCUACGCCACUAUCAUAUGACACUGCACAACAGAUUCAGGAUUCAAAAGUCAACCCAACUUCACUUGAAAAGGAAACUAUAGCAAAAUUGAAAGGGGAACCAGAAAGUGAAGAGAAAAGAAGAAGAAAACGGAAAAAGCCAAGUGGCCCAAACCCUUUGUCCAUCUUAAAGAAGAAACGAACAGCCGAUAAAACUAUGUCACAAACUGUAAAGAAAAAACGUAUCCGAAAACGGAAAAAAGCCAAAGUACCGACACAUGUCCUUCAAGCACUAACAAAAGAAAGCUAACACAAGGAAUAUCUGAUCACAGACUAUUCCUUUGUUAACCAGCCGAACCAUUGAAAAGUCUCCUUAUUCAUAGAAGGGAAAAGAGAAUCUUAUUCUCUGAAGAACAACGUGGUCUGAUUUGGUAGAAUGGUUUUCUUAUGAGUUGGAAACGAUACGGCGAAAUCGUAGGCAUUGAUACUGAAGCCGUAUCGUAUCUUACUUAAGGGGAAGCCAUUUCGAUGUCACGGCAUGUCAUACCGUGUACGUACUGUAAGUCAGUACCGUGUGUUUCCCACUCAUACGAAAACCAUUUUUAUGGGAAGCCAUUUCAAUGUUACGGCAUGUCGUGCCGUGUACGUACUGUAAGUCAGUACCAAGUGUUUCCCACUCAUAAGAAAACCAUUCUUAUGGGAAGCCACUUCAUUGUAACGGAAGAACGGCAUUUCGUACCGUGUACGUACUGUAAGUCAGUACCGUGUGUUUCCCACUCAUACGAAAACCAUUUUUAUGGGAAGCCAUUUCAAUGUUACGGCAUGUCGUGCCGUGUACGUGCUGUAAGUCAGUACCGGGUGUUUCCCACUCGUACGAAAACCAUUCUUAUGGGAAGCCAAUUAAAUGUUACGGCACAUUGUACCGUGUACGUGCUGUAAGUCAGUACCGUGUGUUUCCCACUCAUACGAAAACCAUUUUUAUUGGAAGCCAUUUCAAUGUUACGGCAUGUCGUACCGUGUACGUGCUGUAAAGUCAGUACCGUGUGUUUCCCACUCGUACGAAAACCAUUUUUAUUGGAAGCCAUUUCAAUGUUACGGCACGUCGUGCCGUGUACGCGGUGCUUUAACAGUACCGGGUGUUUUCCACUCGUACGAAAACCAUUCUUAUGAAAAGCCAUUUCAUUGUUACGGCAUGUCGUACCGUGUACGUGAUGUCAGUACUGUGUGUUUCCCAAUUUUAACCGUUUUUAAGGGAAGCCAUUUCGAUGUUACGGCAUAUCGUAUUGUGUACGUGCUGUAAAUCAGUACCGUAUGUCGUGCCCACUGAGCUCAUACGAUAACCAUUCUUAAGGGAAGCCAUUUCAAUUUUACGGCAUGUCGUAUCGGCGGUGUACGUUCUCAGUUUAAAGUUUCCCACUUAUAAAAACCUCUGGAAAAAAAUACGCCCAAGAGGAUCGAUAGGAUCCAUGCAAUGUCGGCUUGAUAAUAGCUUUGGUAAUUAGUCGCGUGCAAGAGACUAGGUCAUGCACCUUCUAUGAUGUGAUUAAUAGUCGAUGAUGUGGGAAGAUUAAAAAGAUUUCGUCGCGAGAACUUCUCCUUUUCAUAAACCCAGACAGCAUCAAUAAUAAACUUCGUCUGAUAUCCAUUGAGUAGAAAUGUGAUACCAUUUCUGUUGAACCUAGAAAAUAUAUCUGACGAAGGGGUUUAGGUACGAUUUCACGCUCUACCAAGCUCGAUAUAGACUAAUCUUUGUAUCUUCGAGUCAAAAACAACUUAAUUUGAAAAAACACUUAGUCCAGCUGUAAAUUCCCCGACAUAUAGAAAACGAUAAACGCAGGACUUAUCUGGCUCUUAUCUAUAUACAUAUAUAACAAUUCGCUUUUUUGGCAAAUGCUACGACUUUUUGAGACUUGCCUUGACAUGUUUUCUAUUGUGACAGCGUUGCUAUACGAAAACUCUUAUCUGUGUCCCUAUACCAGAAAGUAACCUAUUAAGCAAGGUCAUGAGAAUAUUGACAAAAUCUUGGGUCGUACAAAACUAAUCUCAUUGAUUUUAGUAGUGAUAUUGUCAGUAAGAGUGACUUGAAUCGACAGGUUUUCAUCUUAAAACCGCUAACCUUCAUGUCAAAAUCCUUUACGUUGACAAGCUUUCAAUCGUUUUUAAUAUUAUCCACGCUAUAAUCUGUCAAACACUGAUGACCUGGAAAAGAAACUUUAACACAAGGGUCUUCAUUGAGCUCGUUUUUCUGGUAUAGUAAGAUGGAUAACCAGAACGUUGUGAUUAAUUUAAUAAAUUCAACAAAAGCGUGA
Molecule: messenger RNA, 2768 nt
Organism: Actinia tenebrosa (Australian red waratah sea anemone)
Lineage: Eukaryota; Metazoa; Cnidaria; Anthozoa; Actiniaria; Actiniidae
Product: rRNA-processing protein UTP23 homolog
Cellular component (GO): small-subunit processome
Source: RefSeq, a predicted model, not a curated record